Molecule: messenger RNA, 132 nt
Organism: Racocetra fulgida
Lineage: Eukaryota; Fungi; Glomeromycota; Glomeromycetes; Diversisporales; Gigasporaceae
Source: the annotation of a GenBank genome assembly
ACGAUUUUGAAAGUGAUUAUGAAGCAUUUGUUAAGUCUAUGAAAGGGAUGGAGAAAGAACUUUUGGAUAAGAUGGACAGAGAUGAAAGAAUUUUCGAUAACCUAGUCAAAAGUAUCGCACCAAGCGUUUUUG